Messenger RNA from Orussus abietinus, 3185 nucleotides. It is a transcript of the gene ncm, whose product is annotated as pre-mRNA-splicing factor CWC22 homolog. Gene Ontology annotation, molecular function: protein binding; RNA binding. The record is from RefSeq and is a predicted model, not a curated record. NCBI's taxonomy places the organism in Eukaryota, Metazoa, Arthropoda, Insecta, Hymenoptera, Orussidae. Gene Ontology annotation, biological process: mRNA splicing, via spliceosome. The transcript is spliced from 10 exons. Gene Ontology annotation, cellular component: catalytic step 2 spliceosome. Bases 258 to 3002 code for a protein of 914 amino acids.
CAAUUUGCUUUACGUAAUAAACUCUCUGAGCGUCUCGAUUGAUACUUCAAUUCGGAUUUACGGGGUCCGAUCCCGAUAAAUCCCGGAUUUCGAGUACGAUAGAAACGUAGUCAUACGGUGGAAACAUGCGCUUCACUGAAUCCGGGAUUUAGAAGUACGAUGGAGACAUAGUUACUCAUGUAGCAAAGUAUUAAAUAAACUCUCACUUACCUGCAUCGGUGCUCCUGCGAGGUUAAUAGAUCAAAUACAAAGUAAGCAUGGGUUUGAAAGAAUAUACAAAGAAUCCAGAAGCCGCUAAAAAGGAACGAAAGAAAAGAAAACACAAUACAUCUUCAUCAUCCUCCGAAAGUAGUGAUUCUGAUCGGGAGGAGAAAACGGUUUCUAAAUCUAAGAAGAAGGAAAGUAAACGAAGUUCGACAAAGAAUCAAGAUCAAAAUUCUCAUCGGAAUAAUGACAAAGACCCUAAUCCACCAGCACCACAAACAUACGAUGACUUUGACUUGCCAUCUUGGAGCGAGAAUAUUGACAGUAAAAAUAAUGAAGACAAUUCUAAUCGCACGAGAGAAACGGAUAGCUCUCACAAUAAGAAAAAGAAGUAUUCAAGGUAUAGCGACAAAGAGGAAAAAGGAGAAAAGAAUAGAACAAGUAGAGAAACGAAAGAGUCUCUUGAGCCAGAUAUGAAAAGCCAUCAACAUGAUGCCAAUGAUAGUAGAAGAAGCAGAAGUAGACGAGGCAGAGAUGAGAGCAAUAAAAGGUACAGAGAAAAUGAUUGUAUCUCACAGAAGGAUGAAAACAGAAGGGACAAAAGUAAAGGAAACAGAGACAAAAUCUAUAAUAGACACAGAGAAGGAGGUUACAGUUCUUAUAAAAGCAUCGAUCGGAAAAGUAGAAAUAGAAGAGGCAGUGAUAGGAAGUAUAUGGAUGAUAGAUAUAAAGAAAGCUAUGGUGAUUUCCAGAGGGAUAAACAUAUUGAAUAUGGUGAUGAUGUAAGACAUAACAGAAGCCGAAAAGAGCAUGACGAUAAUCUGGAUAGAUUACGAUCCCAUGGAGAACGUGCCAAAGAUCCAGAAUCAGAACCAAGUGAAAACAUUUCUGCAAAAGAAAAACGGACAGUUGAUCUUCUCACAUCUAAAACUGGCGGAGCAUAUAUUCCACCUGCUAAAUUACGUAUGAUGCAGGCAGAAAUCACUGAUAAAUCUGGUGCUGCUUAUCAGCGCAUUGCAUGGGAAGCUCUUAAAAAGUCUAUUCAUGGUUAUAUCAAUAAAGUUAAUACAAGCAAUAUUGGACUGAUUACCAGAGAACUUCUGAGAGAGAACAUUGUUCGGGGUAGAGGAUUGUUAGCUCGUUCGAUUAUUCAAGCCCAAGCUGCAUCUCCUACUUUUACGUCAGUUUAUGCUGCACUCACAGCAGUUAUUAAUUCAAAGUUCCCUAAUAUUGGAGAGCUUCUGCUUAAAAGGCUCAUAAUACAAUUUAAACGUGGGUUUCGACGAAAUGACAAACCAUUAUGCAUAUCAUCGGGAACUUUUGUAGCCCAUUUGGUGAAUCAACGUGUGGCCCAUGAAAUCCUUGCCCUGGAAAUCUUAACACUUUUAGUGGAAACUCCGACCGAUGAUUCCGUUGAAGUAGCAAUUGCAUUUCUGAAAGAAUGUGGCAUGAAAUUAACGGAGGUUUCCAGAAAAGGAAUUGAAGCUAUUUUUGAAAUGUUAAGAAACAUUUUGCACGAAGGUCAAUUGGAUAAAAGGGUACAAUAUAUGAUAGAAGUUAUGUUCCAAAUUCGAAAGGAUGGUUUCAAAGAUCAUGAAGCUGUAAGUGAGGAACUAGAUCUUGUUGAGGAAGAAAAUCAAUUUACCCAUUUAAUCACUUUAGAUGAGGCAACUGAUUCUCAGGAUAUAUUGAACGUUUUCAAGUUUGACUCAGAGUAUGUAGUCAAUGAAGAGAAAUACAAAGCAUUAAGUAAGGAAAUAUUGGAUACUGAUAGUAGUGGAUCAGAAAAUAGCAAUGAUGAAGACGAAGAAGAGGAAAGUUCCGAUGAAGACAGUAGUAAUGAAACAGGAGAAGCUAAGAAAGAUGUGAUUGUUGACAAUACUGAGACAAAUUUAACAGCCUUAAGAAGAACAAUUUAUUUAACUAUUCACUCGUCUCUUGACUUUGAGGAGUGUGCACAUAAGUUAAUGAAAAUGCAAUUGAAACCUGGUCAAGAGAUUGAACUUUGCCACAUGUUCUUGGACUGUUGUGCAGAAAUGAGAACGUACGAGAAGUUCUUUGGACUCUUGGCUGGAAGAUUUUGUGCUAUAAAUAAGAUGUACGUCACACCGUUUGAGCAAAUUUUCAAAGACUCUUAUGAUACAAUACAUCGACUUGACACAAAUAAGUUGCGGAAUGUUUCAAAGUUCUUUGCGCAUCUUUUAUUUACGGACUCAAUAUCUUGGGAAGUUUUAUCCUGCAUAAGAUUAAAUGAAGAAGAUACUACAAGUUCCAGUCGAAUAUUCAUUAAAAUUCUGUUUCAAGAACUGUCCGAAUAUCUUGGUCUAUCCAAACUGAAUCAACGCGUAAAGGACAUAACUUUGCAACGAGCUUUUGACGGCCUGUUUCCAAGAGAUGACCCCAAAAAUACUCGUUUUGCAAUUAACUUCUUCACGUCUAUUGGUCUAGGUGGUUUGACAGAUGACUUGCGGGAACAUUUAAAAUCACGCCCUAAACCAGUAUUGGUUCCUUCUGUAAUAAAGGAAAGUGAAGAAGAAUCAUCCAGUACUGUAAGUUCCUCUACAAGUUCCAGCUCUUCCAACAGUUCGGAGUCUUCGGAAAGUUCAGAUUCAUCAUCUUCAGAAGAGGAAAAGAAAAAGAAGAAGAAGCGAUCCUCUAAGGAAAAUGCCAAGAAGAAAGAACAAAAAAAGCACAAAAGUAAAAAGGAAGAAACCAUCAAAUCUAAAGAGAAAUCGAAGAAAAACAAGAAAGACUCAAAGACAUCAAAGAAUAAAUUAGAAAGGACAAAAAAGAAAUAGUUACGUUACAUUUUACAUCACAAUUAAAAUUAUUAUAAUCAGCAGCAGAAGCGUGAAAUUGGCAUCACGAUGAUAUGUAUGUUCUUUAUCAUUUGAAUUCUUCUACAUCCCCUAAAAAUAAUUGUAUAUAGCAUUAAAGAAUUUGUAAGGAAAGGUACAAAAUAUAAAUUGUAAUUUCUUUUA